Molecule: messenger RNA, 1170 nt
Organism: Merops nubicus (carmine bee-eater)
Lineage: Eukaryota; Metazoa; Chordata; Aves; Coraciiformes; Meropidae
Gene: SLC38A6
Product: solute carrier family 38, member 6
Exons: 13
Coding region: 1-1119 (372 amino acids)
Biological process (GO): L-glutamine transport; amino acid transmembrane transport
Molecular function (GO): L-glutamine transmembrane transporter activity
Source: RefSeq, a predicted model, not a curated record
AUGUGUGUCUAUAAUGUGAAGACUAGCAAAGAAGUUGACAACCUUUUGCUGUUUGGUAUGAACAAGCUCAUCUCCUCUCACACACUCCACAUGCUCUUACGGCUGUGUGAUGUGAGGUCUAAAGUAGUUGAUGGUUUUCACUGGCAUCCGUGCAUCAUUUCUGCUAUGUCAUCUUAUCUUUUAAUUGUUAAAUCUGAACUUCCUGGUGCUGUUGCAGGAUUCUUAAGUGGAGACGAGAGCGGGUCUUGGUACCUCGAUGGGAGACUCCUGCUACUGAUUACUUCAGUCUUUAUUGUUUUUCCUCUUGCACUUUUUCCUAAAAUUGGCUUUCUUGGCUACACAAGUAGUUUAUCAUUUUUCUUUAUGGUGUACUUUGCUCUCGUGAUUAUGAUUAAAAAAUGGUUGAUCCCUUGUCCUCUACCUCUAAGUAGUGCCAUAGAGACUUUACAGGUUUCAAAUUCUACUGGGGACUGUAAAGCAAAGCUCUUUCAUCUUUCAAAAGAGAGUGCUUAUGCAAUACCAACUAUGGCCUUCUCUUUUCUGUGCCAUACCUCAGUCUUACCCAUCUAUUGUGAGCUCCAGAGUCCAUCCAAAAGUAGAAUGCAGAAUGUAACCAUCACAGGAAUUGGUCUGAGUUUCCUAAUUUACUUCCUGUCUGCUCUGUUUGGGUACCUGACAUUUUAUGACAAAGUGGACUCUGAAUUGCUGCAGGGUUACAGCAGGUACCUGCCACAUGAUACUGUCAUCAUGACUGUUAAAGUAGCCAUACUGUUGGCUGUGCUUUUGACAGUCCCUCUGAUCCAUUUCCCAGCAAGGAAAGCUGUGUUCAUGGUAUUUUUCUCUCAUCCUCCUGUGUCAUGGAUUUGCCAUAUCCUUGUCACUUUAAUGCUGAAUACAGUUGUUGUUUUGUUUGCAAUGUACGUGCCAGACAUGAAAAGUGUAUUUGGAGUAGUUGGUUCAACCACAUCAACAUGUUUGCUUUUUGUGUAUCCUGGACUAUUUUAUCUUAAACUUAGCAGAGAAGACUUUCUAUCACCACAGAAACUUGGGGCAUGUGCACUGGUUAUUUUUGGCUUAUGUGCUGGCCUUCUCAGUUUAGUUCUAAUAAUUUUCAGUUGAAUUGAUCAGUAACACCCUAUUGUCACUGUCUGAAUUGAGCUCCAGAAGGAC